GCGAAAGAGACCAAACGCUUGGACCUGAGCGGGCUCGGCUUGCGAGAGAUUCCGGGCGAAGCGCGAGAAUUGAGCGAUUUGAUCGAAUUGCAGGUGUCGAAUAAUUUAUUGUACGAAAUACCGGGCGAUUUGAUCGCGAGGUUUGAGAAAUUGGAGCGAUUGGGAUGCGCCGGGAAUCGCCUGCGAGCGCUGCCGCGCGAGGUCGGGGGGUUGAAGUCGUUGCGGGGAAUCUGGGCGCACGGGAAUUUGUUGAAUCGCGUGCCCGAAGAGAUUGGCAAUUGUGAGAGUUUGCGAAAUUUAGUGCUCGGGGGCAAUCGCCUGCGCGAGCUGCCGAAGACGUUGGGGAACUUGAAGAACUUGGAAGAGCUUUCGGCGCCGGGAAAUCAGCUGACGUCGCUGCCGGAUUUGGGAUCGAUGCCGCUGUUGCGAGAGAUUGAUUUACACGGGAACGCGAUAGAGGCGUUACCGGAAGAUAUGUCGGGCCUAAAAGCGCUGGAGACGCUGAGCUUACAAGGGAACAAGCUGAAGACGAUUCCCAAGAGCGCCGCGACGCUGCGACGUUUGCGGGCGUUGAAUUUAGCCGAAAACGUCGUCGAACGACUUCCGAGCGAAAUAUCUGAGAUGACGAUGUUGACAUCGCUUUGGUUGUACUCAAACGCCUUGAAAGAGUUACCGGAGACGAUGAAAAAGAUGCCGUCGCUUCGUCAGCUGUGGAUCGAGGGCAAC
Ostreococcus lucimarinus CCE9901 is the source of this 726-nucleotide messenger RNA. RefSeq lists its product with no specific name. The annotation marks the transcript as partial. Gene Ontology annotation, molecular function: protein binding. The transcript has a single exon. NCBI's taxonomy places the organism in Eukaryota, Viridiplantae, Chlorophyta, Mamiellophyceae, Mamiellales, Bathycoccaceae. The record is from RefSeq and is a predicted model, not a curated record.